Molecule: messenger RNA, 1738 nt
Organism: Olea europaea var. sylvestris
Lineage: Eukaryota; Viridiplantae; Streptophyta; Magnoliopsida; Lamiales; Oleaceae
Product: glucan endo-1,3-beta-glucosidase 12-like
Exons: 2
Coding region: 75-1499 (474 amino acids)
Biological process (GO): carbohydrate metabolic process
Cellular component (GO): plasma membrane
Molecular function (GO): hydrolase activity, hydrolyzing O-glycosyl compounds
Source: RefSeq, a predicted model, not a curated record
AAACACAAUCUAGGACUACAGAAAACUUCUUCAAAUUUUCCAAUUUCUUGCUGUGUCUUUUCUAGAUUCAGAGCAUGGAAUUUUUCAGUCAUUUUUUCGCCUUUAUUAUCGUAUUAUCGUCUAUCCAAAUGGCGCUAGGUGACUCCGGCACCAUCGGAGUAAACUACGGCCGUGUGGCUAACAACCUCCCAUCGCCGCCGCAGGUGGUGCAACUCCUUAAAGCGCAAGGUCUGACCAAAGUGAAGCUCUACGACUCAGAUUCCACCGUUUUGACCGCCUUUUCAGGCUCUGGCAUUUCCGUCACGGUGGCGCUCCCUAAUGAACAACUCUCCUCCGCCGCUGCUAGCCAGUCCUACACAGACAACUGGGUCCAGACCAACAUCAUCCCUUACUACCCUAAAACCCUCAUCGACGCCAUUGCCGUUGGUAAUGAAGUCUUUGUAGACCCUAAAAACACCACAGUUUACCUCGUGCCGGCCAUGAAAAAUGUUUACGCAUCACUCUCAAAGUUCGGCGUGGCUUCGAAUAUCAAAGUCUGUUCUCCUUUAGCAUUAAGUGCACUCCAAUCUUCAUACCCUUCUUCAUCUGGGUCAUUCAAAUCGGACCUUAUUGAACCAGUGAUCAAACCCAUGUUGAGUUUUCUAAAACAAACGGAUUCUUAUCUCAUGGUCAAUGCGUAUCCGUUUUUCGCCUACAUAGCCAAUACAGACACCAUUUCUUUAGACUACGCUAUGUUCAGAGAUAACACAGGCGUAACUGACCCGAAAAACGGGCUCGUAUAUAAAAGCCUGCUCGAGGCCCAAAUCGACGCCGUUUUUGCAGCCAUGAACGCUUUGGGAUUCAAUGAUCUGAAAAUGGUGGUUUCUGAAACUGGGUGGCCUUCAAAUGGAGAUGAAAAUGAAGUUGGCGCAACUCCGGCCAAUGCUGCAGCGUAUAACGGCAACCUAGUGCGCAGAGUGCUCACUGGUAGUGGGACCCCCUUGAGGCCCGAUCAGCCUCUUAACGUCUAUUUAUUUGCCCUCUUCAAUGAAAACCAGAAGACCGGGCCCACUUCUGAACGUAAUUACGGGCUUUUCUACCCGAAUGAAAAGAAAGUCUAUGAUAUACCACUCACACUGGAAGGUUUAAAGAAUCAGCCCACGAUGAACAAUGGAAGCAAGAAUCAAGUUCCGGCAGCUGCAGCGCCACGACCGAGUGGGAACGUUUCAGUCGGCAAUUCCGCGCAGACAUGGUGUGUGGCCAACGGCAAGGCCGGGGAGAAAAAGUUACAGGACGCACUAGAUUAUGCUUGCGGUGAGGGCGGAGCUGAUUGCCGUCCGAUUCAAGAGGGUGCUACAUGUUACGAUCCUAACACUCUCGAGGCUCAUGCAUCUUAUGCAUUCAAUAGUUAUUAUCAAAAGAACGCUAGAACAAGUGGUGCUUGUGAUUUUGGUGGUGCGGCUUACCUGGUCACUCAAUCUCCUAAAUUUGGCAGUUGCGAGUUCCCCACAGGAUACUGAAUUGGAAGAUUUUAUUGGAGUUUUGGAUAUGUUUGUCAAUUGCAUUAUUUAUGUGGGGAUAGGAAUUGUUAGUUUAGCUGAUUUUUGACAUUUUAUUGCUGUAAUUAGCUACCUAAUUUGGAAUUUCAUUCUACAUAUUUCGUAAUAGAUUCAUAUUAUUGGUUGGACUUUUGCCUUCCUUGUAUCUCUUGUUGGAUUCUUGUAAUCCAUUUAUUUAUUGUAGUUGUUGAUUACCUCAA